Messenger RNA from Phycodurus eques (leafy seadragon), 1917 nucleotides. RefSeq names its product gastrula zinc finger protein XlCGF57.1-like. The coding region runs from base 128 to 1549 and encodes 473 amino acids. Lineage: Eukaryota; Metazoa; Chordata; Actinopteri; Syngnathiformes; Syngnathidae. Gene Ontology annotation, biological process: regulation of transcription by RNA polymerase II. The record is from RefSeq and is a predicted model, not a curated record. The transcript is spliced from 2 exons. Gene Ontology annotation, molecular function: DNA-binding transcription factor activity; RNA polymerase II cis-regulatory region sequence-specific DNA binding.
UUUAACGACGAAAGACAAAGCGUUAGGUAAAAGAUGCGUACUCGUAGUCACUAAAAAAGGGAAAGAAACUGUUGAAAUAGUUGAUUAAGGGAACGACUGAAAAAAGUCUUCAGACUUUGAAACAACGAUGGCGUCCUUCGAGGACCAACGUUGUCGAGCAAGAGGCGAGAACGAGCGACAAGAACUGGACAAGUCUGUUGCCAAAACUCCCAUCGUGUUGAACAUCCAAGACGUCCGGCUCGUGACUGGAGGGAGCUCACCGCAUCCACAACACCCCAACGUUAAAGAGGAAGAGGAGGAGCAACAACACCUCUACAUUAAAGAGGAAGAGGACUACUUUGACAUCAGUAAGUUGCCACUGACUAUUGUCUGUGUGAAGAGUGAAGACGGUGAAGAGGAAACAACCGAGUCGUGCCAGCUUCAUCAUGACUGUCCAAGUGGGGACCACUGUGGAGGGUCACGACCAGACAAGCUCUUAGCUCCACUGUCAGACAGCGACGACCUGGUACAACCUUUGAGGAGCGACGAAGACUGCAAUGCUGACGACAAAAAGUCGAAAAGCUCUGAGAUGACUCUUAACAAGAAUACUUCUCAAACACACAGGAGAUGUCACACAAGGAAAGAACGUUUCACCUGCUCAGUUUGUGGUCAAAGAUUUCCUUAUGAGAGUACUUUGAAAAUACACAUGCAGAAACACACGGGAGAAAAACCUUUCACAUGCUCAGUUUGCAGUAAACGCUUUUCUUAUAAGUAUAGUUUGACUGCACACAUGCAGAAACACCCGGGAGAAAAACCCCUUAGCUGCUCAGUUUGUGGUGAAUCAUUCCUUCAUAAGUCCAAUAUGGUGGCACACAUAAAAACACACACGGUAGAAAAGCCAUUCACUUGCACUGUUUGUGAUAAAAUAUUUUCUUCUAAGUCUGAUUUGAAUAGACAUAUGAGGACACACUCGGGAGAAAAACCUUUUAGUUGUACAGUUUGUGGUAGACGUUUUACUACAAGGCAAAAUUUGAACAUACACAUGUGGACACACAACGGACAACAUCCUUUUAAUUGUUCAUUUUGUGGAGAUACAUUUGCUCAGAAAGUCGCUUUGAUUGCUCACACAGCAACACACACGGGAGAAAAACCUUUCACAUGCUCAGUUUGCGCGAAAAGCUUUUCCUAUAAGUACAGUUUGAAAUCACACAUGCAAACACACACGGGAGGAAAACCUUUCACAUGCUCAGUGUGCGAAAAAACCUUUUCUUAUGAAAACCGUUUGAAGGCACACAUGCGGAAACACACUGGAGAAAAACCUUUUGGUUGUUCAAUGUGCUGCAAAAGCUUUUCUUAUAAGCACAUUCUGACCGCUCACAUGUGCAAACACACCGGAGAAAAACCUUUUAGUUGUUCAGUUUGCGGUAAAAGCUUUUCUUAUAAGCACACUUUGAAAUCACACAUGCUGACACACGCGGAAGAAAAACCUUUCACAUGCUCAGUUUGUGGUGAAGGCUUUACUUAUAAGAAAGGUUUGACUGCACACAUACUGACACACAGUGGACAAUAAAUAUUUUCCAGUGGUAACACGUCGUUGUUUUUUAUUUAUUUAUUUUACCCAUCAGCGGCCAUAACAGUUAUCUGAGCGUCUUGUAACAGUAUGGGGGGAAAACAUGCAACCGUCGAACAAAUGUUUUGAUCAUUUUGGGCUUUUCCGAACACUUUUGUCAAAGGCGAUCAAACCAAAAGAGAAACUUUAUUUAUUCAUAAAAUCUAUUGACAAGAAGCAAUUUUACAACACAAAUAGAAUUUACCAAACAUAAAUCCACUUCCAAACACUUUCUUGUUUACAAUACCAAUUUUAGAAUGUUAUUGCAUUUAGUAUAUAAUUAUUACGAUUUGUGCUCUUGUAUUUUAUUUUAUUGUGGAAAUGUUUUA